AUGGGUAAUUCAUCAUGUUGUAUGCGGAGAAAGCAUAAUAAUGACUCAAAAAAUAAAUUAAAAAAGAAUAGACAAAAGGUUCUACAAGAAGAUCCAACUAAAGAAACAUCUGUUAAUUUUUUACCCCAUAUUAGUGAAAGAGAAUUACCUGAUGAUAUCGAAGAAGAUCCCUCAACACAUCCUGGUGUUAAACCAACAUUUAUGGAAAGAUCUCAAAGUGAAAUGAAAUUGAAAGACAAUAGGCGUUCUUUCUAUGUUCUUGAUAUGCAAACUUUAUUUCAUUCUAAACUUAAAAAAAGUAGUAGUUGUUCAACAAUUUUUAUUGAUGAUUCUACAAUUUCUCAACCGAAUCUUAAAAAUACUAUUAAAUGUAUAUCUUUAGCAAUUUUUUAUCACAUUAGAAAUAGAAAAAAUAGAGGUCAUGAGAGAUUAAUGAAAAUUUUUGAGGAAAGUUUAUAUCCAUUGUCAAGAGAACCUAUUACAAGAGAGGUAAUAUUUACUGAUCCAGAUCAUCGGACUAUUUAUCGUUUUAUACGAGCUUUAUUUCAUGCAGCACAAUUGACAGCUGAAUGUGCUAUAAUUACUUUAGUGUAUAUAGAACGACUAUUAAAUUAUGGAGAGAUGGAUUUAUGUCCAUCAAAUUGGAAAAGAGUUGUUCUUGGUGCAAUAAUGUUAGCUUCAAAAGUAUGGGAUGAUCAAGCUGUUUGGAAUGUUGAUUAUUGCCAAAUACUUAGUGAUACAAAUGUUGAUGAUAUGAAUAAAUUGGAACGUAAAUUUUUGGAAUGUUUAGAUUUUAAUAUUAAUGUUCCUAGUUCUAUUUAUGCAAAAUAUUAUUAUGAUUUAAGAACACUUGCUAUUGCACAUGAUAUGCAACUUCCUUUACAACCAUUAUAUCGUGAACGUGCUAAGAAAUUAGAAGCUCUUAGUAGAGUUUACGAAGAUAAAAUGCUACCAGAUAAUAAAUAUUGUUUUCAAAGAUCAUUUUCAGCUGAAAAUCUUGCGGAACGUAAAGCUCCAGUCAUAAUUUCUUAA
This is a messenger RNA of Strongyloides ratti, 1032 nucleotides long. Its product is annotated as Cyclin-Y-like protein 1. The transcript has 2 exons. The record is from RefSeq and is a predicted model, not a curated record. NCBI's taxonomy places the organism in Eukaryota, Metazoa, Nematoda, Chromadorea, Rhabditida, Strongyloididae. Gene Ontology annotation, biological process: regulation of cyclin-dependent protein serine/threonine kinase activity; regulation of canonical Wnt signaling pathway. Gene Ontology annotation, cellular component: plasma membrane. Gene Ontology annotation, molecular function: protein kinase binding; cyclin-dependent protein serine/threonine kinase activator activity. The coding region runs from base 1 to 1032 and encodes 343 amino acids.